AGAAAAUCUCAGAUCAGUACAAAUAAUACAAAAGGAGCAUUAUAAAUUCCUGCACUUCAACACUCAGGGAAGCUGAAGCAGCCAUCCAUAAAGAUCUCCUUGUUUCUGGAAAUGGACGGCGGGGCGAAGUUCGUUUUCCAUCUGCUCGUGGUCUUUCUCGCAUUAUCUGAGCUUGUCCGGGUGGACGCCAGGCCGGUUACAAGAACUGGAAGCUUGAUGGUGCAUGAAUCUCGCGUUCCUCAGCACGUUUCAUCCGGAACCUCUUCGGUUACAUCAGAAAGAGCAAACUCGGGCACAGAGGCCAUCAGUGGAAGAAGAAAGGAUAUAGAGGUGAACGACUACCCAGGGUCAGGGGCAAACAACCGCCAUACACCCAGGCUGCAGUUCGGAAGAGGAUGCAUCAAUUGUUAAUCCUCGUACGAGUACUGCUACAAGCCUAGCUAUAUUACGCUGUGGAAAGCUGUUUUUUUUUUUUUGGCUCUUCGGUUUUUUCCCGGGGCAACAGGGGUUUUUCGAGUUGAAGUGAUGGGCCAUGUUAGAUAUUCUUAUGCAGUUAGAAUAAACAUACAAAGAUGGGUUUAGUGAUUAGUCUAGGAAUAUACUAUUGUUCAAUGUAAAACUCGUAAUGUUUAAGGAGGUGUUCUUAAUCGUUGCUACUACUUGUAAAAAUUCCGGAACUUCUUCUGGUGUUUGCACAAA
Messenger RNA from Punica granatum (pomegranate), 699 nucleotides. The record is from RefSeq and is a predicted model, not a curated record. Lineage: Eukaryota; Viridiplantae; Streptophyta; Magnoliopsida; Myrtales; Lythraceae.